AUAUAUACAGGACCGACUAUAUUACCGAUUGGGUUACAACAGGAUUUUAAAUACCGGUAAUGAUUUUAAAAAUAAAACGAAGACCCUCUAGAACGUUUUUUUCCACGGUGAGCAAUGCUCAAGGAUAGCUAGAUAGGUAGGAAAACGUUAGUUUAUACGUGAUGUAAGUUUACCGGGUAUUCUAACUUCUAGCAUUGACUUUCACCGAUUCUUUUAAGGAGGCACGCUCGGCGUUCGUGUGGGUGUACGGACGUUCGUGUUGUGUGGACAGAGUACGCACAGUAGAUGAGGUCAUAUACCCAUCCACUCUUACAGGUGGUUCCUCCUCCAUUCACGCCGAUACAGUCACUCCGUAAAGCGAGUGCACGCCACCUUCUCUCAGGGAAUCCCGGUUUAAUUUUCAUUAGUGCAUCCCGCUAUGAUGAUCGAUUACGCGUUAAAUAUUAAAUACUCAGUGACGAUCGUGAUGGUGUUCGCGGUCACAUCCACGUACAGUAAUUACACGGACAUUAAUCUGCCCUCCGAUCACAUCAAGUAUUACUUCAACUAUUUUCCCACGGUAGCCGAAGAGUGCCGCAAUAAUACCGCCUGUCCCUACAAGGGUAGCCUUGAUACCAAAGCUUGUUGGGGUUACGAGCCGAAUUGCAAAGCCGAAAAUUCUUUUUCCGUUCCUCAAUGUCCAGGUGAUCACAGAGGAUGGGUGACUACGAAAAAAGCACAGGUAGAGACGUUUUACGCUCAAGGCGACUUUGGCUACGUACGCGAUCAAAGAAAAGAAAUGUCGAUUUUUUGUGAACCGUUGUUCGUGGAUGACUCCUCUCUGGAAUGCUCGGAACACAUGAGAUUCUGCCGAGCAAGGAAUAUAAUGAUCAAUUUCACGGAUCUAAUCGGAAGGAAGGAACCUAUACGAUACAAGAUGGAUGUCUUAAAAGAAGGUCAAAUUGGAGGAUACUGCACAUUAAACGAAAAAAGAUUAGAAGAGAACGCGGAUCAUAUUAGUCCAUUGCAAUCUUGGGGACCCGAACUACGAAAUUUCCGCAAAUUAUCUCGACCACCAAUCGUCAAUCACGAUUGUGAUAUCGUGAUCAAGAAGCCAACAUUCGUAAUGAAAAUAGACGCUAUAGUAAACAUGUAUCAUCAUUUCUGCGACUUUUUCAACUUAUACGCGUCAUUGCACGUAAAUCUCUCGCAUCCAGCCGGCUUCAAUACUGAUAAUCACAUAAUGAUUUGGGAAAGCUACAGCUAUCGUUCUGCGUUCCAAGACGCUUUCGAGGCUUUCACGAGAAACCCGCUGUGGGAUUUAAAAACGUUUCGAGGAGAAACCGUCUGUUUCAAGAAUCUUGUAUUCCCCUUAUUGCCGCGAAUGAUUUUUGGCCUAUACUAUAAUACACCUCUUAUUUACGGCUGUGAGAACAGUGGAUUGUUCAAAGCUUUCGGUGAACAUGUGUUGCACAGAUUGCGUAUACCUCUCCAUGAAAGGAAAAACCAAAGAAUAAGAAUCACUCUGCUUAGCAGAGAUACACAAUAUCGAAGAAUUCUGAACGAGGAUGAAUUGGUGAGAGCUUUGAAAGAAAAUCCGCUAUACAAAGUGAAAAAGGUAGUUUAUAAUAAAAAAAUAUCAUUUAAGAAACAACUAGAAAUCACAAGAAAUUCUGAUAUCUUUAUUGGUAUACAUGGAGCUGGACUAACACAUCUCAUGUUUUUGCCAGAUUGGGCAGCAGUAUUUGAAAUAUAUAAUUGCGAAGAUCCAGGAUGUUAUAAAGAUCUAGCUCGUUUGCGCGGUGUAAAGUACUUCACAUGGGAAAAUAAUUCGAAAUUAGUGCAACAAGAUCCUGGUACGCAUCCUGAUGGAGGAGCGCAUGCAAAAUUCACGAAUUACAGUUUUGAUGUUGAAGAAUUUUUACGUAUAGUUUCGCAAGCUACCGAUUACGUAAAAAAUCAUGAUUCGUUUAAAAACUUUAUCGCUAAAAAAAUCCAACAUAAGGAAAUGAAAAAUCAAACUAGCGCAAUGAGUGAUGUAAAAAAAAGUGCAACUUCUAAAUCGAAAGUAACCGAAUUAAAAUCCGAUACUCAAUCCAAAGAUGAAUUAUAAUGA
This is a messenger RNA of Apis laboriosa (Himalayan honeybee), 2095 nucleotides long. It is a transcript of the gene Eogt, whose product is annotated as EGF domain-specific O-linked N-acetylglucosamine transferase. The coding region runs from base 419 to 2092 and encodes 557 amino acids. NCBI's taxonomy places the organism in Eukaryota, Metazoa, Arthropoda, Insecta, Hymenoptera, Apidae. The record is from RefSeq and is a predicted model, not a curated record. The transcript has 10 exons. Gene Ontology annotation, cellular component: endoplasmic reticulum lumen. Gene Ontology annotation, molecular function: protein N-acetylglucosaminyltransferase activity.